Budorcas taxicolor (takin) is the source of this 672-nucleotide messenger RNA. RefSeq names its product glutathione S-transferase Mu 1-like. The transcript has 8 exons. The record is from RefSeq and is a predicted model, not a curated record. The coding region runs from base 16 to 672 and encodes 218 amino acids. NCBI's taxonomy places the organism in Eukaryota, Metazoa, Chordata, Mammalia, Artiodactyla, Bovidae. Gene Ontology annotation, biological process: glutathione metabolic process. Gene Ontology annotation, molecular function: glutathione transferase activity.
ACGGAAACCAGCCCCAUGACCAUUAUCCUGGGUUACUGGGACAUCCGCGGAUUGGCCCACGCCAUCCGCCUGCUCCUGGAGUACACAGACUCAAACUAUGAGGAAAAGAAGUACACGAUGGGGGACGCUCCUGACUAUGACAGAAGCCAGUGGCUAAAUGAAAAAUCCAAGCUGGGUCUGGACUUUCCCAAUCUGCCCUACCUAAUUGAUGGGACUCACAAGCUAACCCAGAGCAAUGCCAUCCUUCGCCACAUUGCUCGCAAGUACAACAUGUGUGGGGAGACAGAGGAGGAGAAGAUUCGAGUGGACUUAUUGGAGAACCAGGUUAUGGAUGUCCGCUUGCACAUGGCCAGGAUCUGCUACAGCCCUGACUUUGAGAAACUGAAACCUGGUUACUUGAAGGAAAUUCCUGGAAGGAUGAAGCUCUUCUCAGUUUUUCUGGGGAAGAGGUGUUGGUUUGCAGGGAACAAGCUCACCUAUGUGGAUUUCCUGGCUUAUGACAUCCUUGAUUUGCAACGCAUAUUUGAGCCCCGGUGCCUGGAUGAAUUCCCAAACCUGAAAGAUUUCCUCACCCGUUUUGAGGGCCUGAAGAAGAUCUCUGCCUACAUGAAGUCCAGCUGCUUCCUCCCAAGCCCUCUGUUCCUGAAGCUUGCCGUGUGGGGCAACAAGUAG